Molecule: messenger RNA, 825 nt
Organism: Asterias rubens (European starfish)
Lineage: Eukaryota; Metazoa; Echinodermata; Asteroidea; Forcipulatida; Asteriidae
Product: melatonin receptor type 1A-like
Exons: 3
Coding region: 1-825 (274 amino acids)
Biological process (GO): G protein-coupled receptor signaling pathway
Cellular component (GO): membrane
Molecular function (GO): G protein-coupled receptor activity
Source: RefSeq, a predicted model, not a curated record
AUGGAGUACGGGGACGACACUAAAAUCUCUGAACUCAUAGCAUUGUAUGCUGAAGAUAAGACUCUCAAUCUUAUUCUCUUCAUAGUCACAUUACUGGAGUCAAUCACGGGUACCUUGGGAAACCUUCUAGUAAUAGCUGCCGUAAUCGUCAACAAGAAACUUCAUAAAAUCCACAAUGUGCUCGUGAUGAACCUAGCCUUUGCAGAUCUAUGCGUCUCAUCAUUUCUCAACAUCUUCUACCUGAUUGGCAUUCGAAACCACGGCCAAAAUCUACUGUCCAAUCAUAUUCUGUGCCAGUUCACCGGUUGCCUGUGUACCGUAAGCUGCGUUGCGUCGGUCUUUAGCAUUGAUGCCAUUGCUGUGAACCGCUACGUUCGCAUCUGCCAUGGCCGCGCCUAUGAUGUCCUCUUCACAAAAUGCACCACUAUCCUUUAUGUCCUGUGUAUUUGGGGAGCUGCAUUCGCUGUAGACUGGGUACCCUUCUACAUCUUACAAGGAUAUGACGUGCAUCAGCUCGUACCCCAGGUGUUUUCUUGUAUGAGUCGACCUUCUCCCACUUAUGGUUUUGUCGCUCUAGGUCUCAGUAUGUCUCUUAUAAUAUACUGUUAUUUGCGCGUUUGGUUGAAAGUGCUCGCGUCAAAAAGAAACCUGCAGAAAUUUGCCGGUCGGCAGCGCGCAGUGAUGACGAAAACGGACUACCGUCUCCUGCGUACACUUCUGAUUCUCGUACUGUCGGUGGUGAUCCUCGUGGUCCCUUUCAACAUCGUCUACAAUGCCUCGAUUUCCGUUGAGAGGGAGACCGUGCAAGACGUUCCUCACAAAUGA